Molecule: messenger RNA, 4636 nt
Organism: Conger conger (European conger)
Lineage: Eukaryota; Metazoa; Chordata; Actinopteri; Anguilliformes; Congridae
Product: endoplasmic reticulum aminopeptidase 1-like
Exons: 19
Coding region: 112-2982 (956 amino acids)
Biological process (GO): peptide catabolic process; proteolysis
Cellular component (GO): cytoplasm
Molecular function (GO): metalloaminopeptidase activity; zinc ion binding; peptide binding
Source: RefSeq, a predicted model, not a curated record
GUUUUAUUUUCACUUUCUCAGUGGCAUUUGCAAUUGAUGAAAUAUUUUGGCUUUCAAUUCCAUGCUGUUUAGCGACACGCUUUGGUUCAGGUGAUAUAAGCCCGAAAGGACAUGGCUAGAGAGGGACCGAUGCCACGGAGCACUGCUUCCUGCCUGUGUGUUCUCACUGCGUUCCUGUUCAGCUCUUCUGUUCUGUCCGCCGCUGCGACGGAACAAAGUGAUGGAGAGAAUAAGGCGCCCUCCCCUCGAGCCACUAACGGUCAACCGUUUCCGUGGGACAAAAUGAGGCUUCCCGAAACGGUAUGGCCUCUGCACUACGACCUCUUCAUUCAUCCCAACCUGACCACCCUCGACUUCACUGGGACCGUUCAGAUCCAGCUAGAAGUGUUACAGGACACUUCAGUCAUCAUUCUGCACAGCAGGGACCUCCGGAUCUCCAAGGCGGCCCUCCUAGAAUCGAGCAGAAUCCUGCCCCUACAGGUCCUGGAGUACCCUGAGUUCCAGCUGGUGGCUCUCCAGGCAGAUGGCGUAACUUUUACCCAGGGCAGCAAGUGUGCCCUGUACCUGGAAUUCGCGGCUAAUCUCUCCGAGAGCUUCCACGGGUUUUACAAAAGCACCUACCGCACGAGCGAGGGAGAAGUCAGGGUUGUGGCCUCCACCCAGUUUGAGGCCACCAGUGCACGUGGUGCCUUCCCCUGUUUCGACGAGCCCGCCUUCAAAGCCAACUUCUCUGUCCGGAUCCGCAGGGAGGCUAGACACAUCUCGCUGUCCAAUAUGCCCAAGGUAAAGACGGUGGAGCUGUCCAGCGGACUGCUGGAUGACCACUUCGAUAUGAGCGUGAAGAUGAGCACCUACCUGCUGGCCUUCAUCGUGUCGGACUUCCUGUCUAUCAGCAAGAUGAGUCAGCAUGGAGUCAAGAUAUCGGUGUAUGCUGUGCCGGAGAAGAUUGACCAGGCUGAGUUUGCAUUGGAGGCUGCAGUGAGGCUUCUGGACUUCUAUGAGGAUUACUUUGAUAUCCCUUACCCUCUUCCCAAGCAAGACUUGGCAGCCAUCCCGGACUUCCAGUCUGGAGCCAUGGAGAACUGGGGUCUGACCACCUACCGGGAGUCUUCCCUCCUCUUCGACCCCAAGAAGAGCUCUGCCUCCGACAAGCUCGGGAUCACCAUGAUCAUCGCGCACGAGCUGGCCCAUCAGUGGUUUGGUAACCUGGUGACCAUGCAGUGGUGGAACGACCUGUGGCUGAACGAGGGCUUCGCCAAGUUCAUGGAGUUUGUGUCUGUCAACAUCACCAACCCCGAGCUGCAAGUGGAGGAUUACUUCCUGGGGAAGUGUUUCGGGGCCAUGAAGGUGGACUCCCUGAGCUCAUCCCACCCUGUCUCCACCGCCGUGGAAAACCCCGCCCAGAUCGAGGAGAUGUUCGAUGACGUCUCCUACGAAAAGGGAGCGUGCAUUCUGAACAUGCUGAGAGAUUAUCUCACGCCUGAGGCUUUCAAAAUCGGGAUCAUCCGUUACCUGCGCCGCUACAGCUACCAGAACACGGUCAACGCCCACCUGUGGGACAGCCUGACCGGCAUCUGCCAGUCAGAUGACCUGGAUGAAGGGAGGCUGAAAGGAGGGUUCUGUUCCCGGGGAAAGUCUGAGUCGGCAGCUUCCAAGUGGUUCUCGGAAGAUGAGCUGGACGUGCGCGAGAUGAUGGACACCUGGACCCUGCAGGAGGGGUUCCCCCUCAUCAGCGUGGAGGUCAAAGGUCGGGAGGUCAGACUGAGCCAGGAGAGGUACCUCAAAAGCGAGGACCCCACACAGACCUCGGGCUUCCUGUGGCAGGUUCCUUUGACCUACAUCACCAGCCGCUCCCCCACCAUCCAUCGCUUCCUGUUGAGGACCAAAACAGACGUGCUGUACCUGCCUGAGGAGGUGGAGUGGAUCAAGUUCAACGUGGACAUGAGCGGGUACUACAUCGUCCAUUACGAGGGCAGAGGCUGGGACUCCAUCAUUCACCUGCUCCAGCGCGACCACACGGCCCUCAGCAGGAACGACCGAGCCAGCCUCACCAACAACAUCUUCCAGCUGGUCAGCAUAGGGAAGGUCCCUCUGGACAAGGCCCUAGACCUGUCUCUGUAUCUGAGUAGUGAGACGGAGAUCAUGCCGGUGAUCCAGGGCCUCUACGAGCUGGUGCCCCUCUACAAGCUGAUGGAGAAGAGGGACAUGGAGGAGCUGGAGAACCAGAUGAAGGGCUACAUCGUGGACCUGUUCCAGGACCUGAUCGAUCGGCAGACCUGGACGGACGACGGUUCGGUGUCCGAGAGGAUGCUGCGUGGCCACCUGCUGAUGUUCGCCUGCGUCCGCCGCUACCCGCCCUGCGUCCGCACCGCCACCGAGCUCUUCCGCCAGUGGAAGGAGUCUGACGGCAACAUGAGCCUUCCCAAUGAUGUUAGCAUGGCGGUUUUCGCGGUGGGUGCCCGCACUGAAGAGGGGUGGGACUUCCUGUUUGAGAAGUACCGCCAUUCGCUGUACAUUUCGGUGAAGAGCCGCAUCAAGUCAGCCCUGUCCAUCAGCCCCCUCUCCCACAAGCUGAAGUGGAUGAUGGAGCAGAGUCUGCUGGGGGAGGUGAUGAAGACACAGGACCUCCCCUAUGUGGUGAUGAUGGUCAGCAAAAACCCCAAAGGCUAUAAGCACGGCUGGGACUUCCUGAGGGACAACUGGGGCACCCUGGUGAAAAAGUUUGACCUCGGUUCUCACUCCAUCUCAAACAUGGUGAUCGGAGUGACCAACCAGUAUUCCACCAGGGAAAUGCUAGAAGAGGUUCGGACGUUCUUCAACUCCCUGACGAAGGAGACGGGGGCGGAGCUGAGGUGCCUGCAGCAGUCUCUGGAGAGCAUCGAGGAGAACAUCCGCUGGAUGGACAAGAACCUGCCACUGCUCCAGGGGUGGCUGGACCGCCGGGGGGCAAAGCCGGGGGCCACGGCCCACACAGGGGCCUGAGCAUCUGGGGCCGGAGAAGAUGGUCCACGGACAUCAAGAAGGACAGAGAUACUGUGUUCACAAGGUGUGGGUUCAUUCCAAUCGCUUUUUAAAAUCUGUGCUCAUCUCCUCGAGUGAUCCAGAAAUCGAUCGACGUCCACCAUCUUUAAAGACAGUCCAGUUAAUGAAAUGCUCCUACUUGGAGGAGCGAGGAGGUUCCUGGAGGAGUCUUCAGUGAGGAUACACAAGCCCAGCCUUUAUGGAAGUCUUUUCAGAAGGCAUGAUGUGAAAUUAUCUACCUGUGGAUCCACCUCUAAACAUCUGCCACUUCUGUAACUGACAUCGCUUAAACUGCUGCUUGACUGAGCAUGGACGCUCCAUUUGCCCAGUACGUUUCCUCGAUUCCUCCAUCCUCGUAUGUCAUGCUUACAUCUCUUCCUCACACCCUCCGUUGGUUGGAGCUAAGGAAUGUGAAAAAGAAGAGAUGCAAGCGAUGAAAAUAAGCGAUUGGAAUGAACCCAUCACAUCAGUUAAAAAUCUCUUACAACCGUCUUUGGAUAUCUGCAGCAAAAAACGGUAACUUCCCCACUUUGGUAGUCGCAGAAGUUACACCAAGUUACACCCAACAAGGUGAUCGACUGCUGAGAGUUUCACCUGCGUAUUGGUAUUAGUUGCUUGGAGAAUUUGUGUUACUUUUGGGUAGAAUGCUUUGCUGAGUCUUCUUUCCAUUUUAUUUCCAUUUACUGAUGCUGUUGCACUGAUAGUCAUUCACAAAGACCCCGUUAGCCUCUCAUACCGGCCCUCUGUCCAAACCCCAUGACCGCAGAGCAUUCUGCCUUUAUCUUACAUCCUUUUAUUGAAGGGAGUAUUUGCUUUCUAUGUGGUGUUUGCUGUUACUGCCUGUGUAUGCACGCGUGGGGAAGAGUGCACUAUUCAAAUGAACUUUCUGUAUUUCCUUUUUUUUUUGGAUUCAUGCAAAUUAAUUAGUAUGUACAUACGAUUAUUGUUGUUUAGUUUAUUUGGACCGACAAAGAAAAAAACCAAAUUUGGACAAUCCAGGGGCAUUCAUUUGCCGUUCUCCUCAUUUCAGGAUCUUCCAUUAAUUUAAGUUUUACUCUGCAGUCCACUUUAAGCUGUGCAGCCAUUGUCACUGUUGUGCAGUAAGGCAGGUGUCGUGCCCACUGAAGCCCUGUUUUUCUGGCCAGCACUGUGGCCAGUUGUAUAGCGUCCUACAGAACUCAGCCACAGCUACACCGGCAGUCAGGAUUCAGUCAAAGGCAAAUUCUGUCUUGCUGUGAGAAAUGAUGUUGGUGUUCUUUCUUUCUGUGCUACAUAAUCAGCCAGCAUACAAGAAUUCAACAGAAGAAAAGUUUGUUACAGGUACAGGGCAAAAUGGGCACCUUGCAAUGGGGGGGGAGGAAAACUGCAUACUGAACUUUAAGGUCCCAUAUAUUUAAUACUACUUUGACCAUGUGAUCAUGUCACCACCUAAGUGUAAGAUAUCACUACCUGCCUGUAUAUAUAUGUCACAUGGGUAUUUGCCUGAGAAAGUCCCUGCAGGAGGUAUUGCUUGUAUUAUGGGAUCUAAUGCAUAAUUGUGACUACAGUUUCUCCUUUUUCCUCAUUGCACGAGUGAAAAAUGAGAGAACACUGUCCUAAAUGAGUGUUCUCUUAA